AUGAUAUUUGAUAGUCUUGAUAGUAUGUUUACAACUUAUCAAGAAUACGCCCGACUCAAAGGCUUUAGCAUUGCAAAAAGAGCAGCUCACAAGGUUAGUGGAGAAGAUAAGUAUGUAGUGAUUAUUUGUGAUUGGGGUAGAAAACGACGGUUUGAAAUUUCUUCAAAGAGAAUAGAUUGCUCGGCUAGAAUUAAUGCAAUCAAGCAAGUAAAUGGGUGUUGGGUGGUUUCAAAAAUAUACAUAAACCACAAUCAUGAUCUUAAUCCUGAAAUGCCAAUUUUAAUGCCAAGACAUAGGUCUUUGUCAGUGAACAUGAAGAGACAAUUAGAAGCUAACGACAUUGUCGGUCUAAGGCCAUGCAAGAAUAUCAAGGUAUUUGAAGUUCAAGCUGGCGGACUUGAGAAUUUAGGAUGUCUUCCUAAAGAUUGUAGAAAUUUUAUCGAGAAGAGAAGAAGGUUGAGACUUGGUGAUGGAGAUGCUGAGGUUAUUCACAAGCUCUUUAUAACAAUGCAAUUGAGGGACAGAAACUUCUUUCAUUUAAUGGAUGUUGAUGAUGAAGGCAGGCUAUGCAAUGUGUUGUGGAUUCAUCCACCAAGCAAAGCUGCAUAUGAAGAAUUUCAUGAUGUUAUAAGCUUCGACACAACUUACCUGGUGAAUAAAUAUAAGAUGCCUUUUGUCACCUUUGUCGACAUCAAUCAUCAUGGUUAA
Zingiber officinale is the source of this 708-nucleotide messenger RNA. Its product is annotated as protein FAR1-RELATED SEQUENCE 4-like. The transcript has a single exon. The record is from RefSeq and is a predicted model, not a curated record. The coding region runs from base 1 to 708 and encodes 235 amino acids. Lineage: Eukaryota; Viridiplantae; Streptophyta; Magnoliopsida; Zingiberales; Zingiberaceae.